AUGUGCACCCAAGAACUCAUCUGGUGCAGCUGCGGCCACGGCGAAUUCCUGCCCAUCAACCUCUGCACGCAAGGUCAACGCCUCGGGACGUGCUGGACGAUUGUGCAUGGAGAUCAUAAUAUUGUGUUGGCGUCGAGGUGCUCGUAUUGUCAGGCGGGGUUGAAUCGAAGGCGGCCGUUGAGGAGUCCGAGGCCGAGGGGGGAUGUGGCGAGAGGGGUGGAGGCGAAUGGGGAGGUGGAUGUUGAGGAGGAGUUGGAGAGGUUGUUGGAGGGGAGUGGGGAUGAGGGGGUUGAGGUUGAGGUUGGAGCGCUGGCUGCGCAGACGAAUGCGGAGAUGGACGGGGGUGAGGUGGUGGAAGGGAGUGUUGGGGAGUUUUCGUUUGAUGAUGUGAUGAGUACGGAUUGGGAGAAGGGGUUUGAAUUGGGCGAUGAGCUUUGGAAUUUUGAUGAUUUUGGGUUGGCGGAUCUCAAUGAGAAGGAGGAGGCUAAGGAAUAA
This is a messenger RNA of Fulvia fulva, 495 nucleotides long. RefSeq lists its product as uncharacterized. The record is from RefSeq and is a predicted model, not a curated record. Bases 1 to 495 code for a protein of 164 amino acids. NCBI's taxonomy places the organism in Eukaryota, Fungi, Ascomycota, Dothideomycetes, Mycosphaerellales, Mycosphaerellaceae. The transcript has a single exon.